Schistocerca nitens (vagrant locust) is the source of this 1538-nucleotide messenger RNA. Its product is annotated as trichohyalin-like. Gene Ontology annotation, molecular function: microtubule binding. NCBI's taxonomy places the organism in Eukaryota, Metazoa, Arthropoda, Insecta, Orthoptera, Acrididae. The transcript is spliced from 8 exons. Gene Ontology annotation, cellular component: astral microtubule. The coding region runs from base 42 to 1385 and encodes 447 amino acids. The record is from RefSeq and is a predicted model, not a curated record. Gene Ontology annotation, biological process: mitotic spindle assembly; regulation of mitotic cytokinesis; mitotic cytokinesis.
GGCGUUACCGGCGUAAAUAGGAUGAAGUUAUUGUGGGGACUAUGGAAACUCCCAAUGAGUCUGAAAGUUCAUUUAUUCCGUCGCAUUGUGGUGGAUAUGAUAACGAUUUUGAUCUCUACAGUGAACCAUGUGAUGAUUUAAAGGAUUUUGAUUAUAAUUCAUCUGAAGAUGAAUCAGAGCAUUCAGACGCAACGUACACAAAAGAACAUGUUACGAAGUCAACUCUAAACGCGAAUGACCUAUGUGAUAGGUCGUAUAACAGACCAAAGAGUAGUCUUAGUUUACGUUAUGACAGUGACAUAUUUGAAAAGAGAAAUAACAGAAGAGUACGUGCCAGAAGCUGUGAACCAAAGAAACGUGUAACAUUUGAGAAAACAGAUGAGGAUGAAGAAAUACAGGACUUUUUGUCAGCAUUUCAACGCAGUCUCAAAUUGCUGGGCCUAGAAACAAAUAAAUCCUAUACCACCUGUUAUAAGGCAACAAAUAAUUCUAUCAGCAGGCGGACACCAACACCACGAUUGUGUACAAGAUUGCAUGAACGCUCAUUAUCGUUGGCCAAUCUUAGGCAAGAUGACAUGUACACCAUGCUCAGAGAUCGUGAACUGUUGUCUAAAGCUGUUUAUGAGGAGUGGUAUUUUCGCAAGUUAAUGCAGGAGCGUGCAGCACGUGAGAGGGAGAGAAUGAAACAAAAACAGCAACAAGAGAAAUCUGAAAAUGUCCGCCAAAAAGCACAACUGGAGUUCCAGCGAUGGUGCAGUCAAAAGAGAGAGAAGGUUCAUGAACCGAAGAGUAAGAAACAUGAUGACACUCAGAUUGGACUUGCCACCACAAGUAAUCAAGAGAUCCGUGCAAAAGCAGAAUCUGCAUUCCAUCACUGGCUGCAUCAGAAAAGGAAGGCCCAAAUGAUGAGCAGAAAGGAGAAAAAUAAGUACUUAUUGGAGAACAAUGAAGAACAGGUUCAAAACAGCAAAAAACAACAGGAUUCUGAGAAGAGGGCUCAAGCUGAGGCAAGUUAUCGGGUAUGGAAACAACGUGCAGAUGAAGCACUCCAAGCAAAGAAUAAAGAGGAAGUCAUGAAGAGAAGGCAAAAGGCAGCCAAAGAGAGAAAAGAGAAGAUGGAAAAGGCGGAGGCAGCUCAGAAGGCAUUUUCUGCCUGGAAGACACUUAAGGAUACUGAAAUCAAAACCCAACAAGAAAGAAACAGGCGACGUAACCGAGUCAAGAUACAGAGAGAACAGAUGCGUGCCACAGAAAGACUGUACCAGGCAGAGCAAGCAUUUGAAGACUGGCUGGAGAGAGUGGAACAUAGGAAAAAAUUUGGCCGAUCAGGUCCUGUUUCACCUGUACCAUGGAAUCCAGGCGGAGGGCCAAUACAACUAACAUAACUUAUUUAGUGGUAUCAGGUUAAGAACAUAUCAGAACCAUUUCUCCAACAGAAAUUUUAUUCGAAAAAUUAAAAAAAAUUAAGAAUAAAUUUAUGAUUUUUCUGUUAUGUUAAUGUUGUUUUUUAAGUUCAUUCCUAAUUUCUUUGUUGCCAG